This is a messenger RNA of Eriocheir sinensis (Chinese mitten crab), 1128 nucleotides long. RefSeq lists its product as uncharacterized. The transcript is spliced from 7 exons. NCBI's taxonomy places the organism in Eukaryota, Metazoa, Arthropoda, Malacostraca, Decapoda, Varunidae. Bases 174 to 782 code for a protein of 202 amino acids. The record is from RefSeq and is a predicted model, not a curated record.
UCGUGGACUUGGUAGUGCCGGAGGUGGUGCUGAACGGGUCGCGGUCGUCGGUGGUGCUGGACUGCGUGUACCGCUACGAGAGGUACGAGCAGACGGGCAUCGUGGUCAAGUGGUUCUUCAAUCACGAGCCUGAAGCCGUCUACCAGUGGAUACCCGGCAAGAAACCCGUGGCCAUGGGCGUGCUGAAGGGCCGCGUGAACCUGGACUACCCCGCCACCAAGGACAAGUAUAGCCGGCACCGCGCCCUGGAGCUGCUGCGACCGACCACUGACCUCUCCGGGUACUUCACCUGCCGCGUCUCCUCCUUCCACGACGAGAAGUUCACCUCCAAGAAGAUGAUUGUGUACGCUCCCGCCACCAGCAUGAACCUGACCUACAGCCGCCCCGUGCCCGGCCAAGUCAACAUCAGCUGUGAGGCGCACGGCAUCUUCCCGGAGCCCUCCCUCAUGCUCUCCAGCACCAGCACCCACCACGGCAGGACCAACGUGCCGGCGGAGGUGGAGGCGGUGGAAGGGGAGGAGGGCUACAGCGUGUACUUGGAGGCCAUGGUGGAAGACUCGUCCCUCCACCACGAGACCCUGUUCGAGUGCGUCCUCCACAUCCCCGAGACCGAGUACAGAAUCCACCGAGAGAUUAUCUACAUGCCCGAGCGCAGUGCAUUGGGACAGUACGGUGGAGCCACUGUGCUGAACGGCCCCCCGACCCUCCUGCUGGUGCUGUCCCUGCUGCUGCCCCGCCUGCUGGCCACCGCUGCCGCCGCCCGCCCGCUGCCCAUCUCGUAGGAGCCCCCUCGCGCCCCUCCGUCAGCCCACCCACGCCUCUGUAAAGCCUCCUGCACACCCCAAUUCUCCCCGUCCUCACAUCACCCCCACAGGAAUCUUAAUGUCUCCUCAUCCCCCCACACAUGUCUCAUCUCCCCUUGACAGCCCUCCAAGGUCUCUUAGUACUCCCCUUUUUUGUCUCCUCACAGCUCCCCUGCCCCUCCCACUCUCCCCGUCAUCCCCACAGGAAUCUUAAAGGCUUCAUAUCUCCCCACACAUGUCUCAUCUCCCCCAUGACAGCCCUCCCAGGUCUCUUAGUACUCCCCUUUUUGUCUCCUCACAGCUCCCCUGCCCGUCCCACCCUCCC